GACGUCACGGCAUGAUGGGAAACGCGGAAGAGCGGAAAGGCCGCGGUUUCAACUGGUGACAUUUCUUUAGACGUUUUAAACUCGUUUUGAAACCACAUAUUCACCGAACUGACUUUGAAUAAAGUCGGUUCAACGCUAAAACGCUCCCUAAAUGUUUUGGGUAGAAGCUGUGCUGUAAUCGGUUUGCAAGGAGUUUAUAACCAUCAUCAUGAGUAAUUUUGGGGACGAUAGCGAUUCUGAAGUGGAUCGGAUCGUGAUGGACCGGCCGCCCAGCAGUUACGGCUCCAUGCAUAGUGACGAUCAUGAAGAAGAAAUUGAUGACUUUGAUGUAUCUCCGCUCAAACAAACAACACGCGUCAGGCUUAAUCGCCCAGAUUCACCGGAGACCGCGAUUACUGAACGUACAAACACAAACCAGUCCAGCAUAUACAAAGAUGGACUGUUCCUGAGACAGCCCAUCAUGCACACAGGAGAAUCUCCUGCAAUACACAGCAUUAACAGAGAGCCCUCGAUCAUGGAGCCGUCUGAGCUGCAGAGCGACAUAAGAACAGAAGCAGCGAUGGAUGAAGAGCUGAAUGACCGAGACACGGAGAUGAAUGAGAGAGGCGUGCAGGAGCAGCAGAAUGAAAGCGCUGCAAUGGAGGUGCAGGUGGAGCAGGCAGAGGCAACGACAGAAGAGGACGAUUUUGAUGAAAUUGUUGUACAAUAUGAAGAACCGACAGAUCCUCCUCCUACUCCUCCGGAAGGCUUCGGUCUGCAGUUUAGACACAAACACAGCUCCCUCACACUACGCCAUGUGUUAACGCAAAUGGUGAGGUGUCUUUCCCAGCUCCAUCCAGGAGAGAUCGCCUAUUUUAAGCGCUGUCUGAGCACUCACUACAGAUUCAGGAAGAACUACUCGACAAUUGCGGAUCUUAAUGACCCACUGGAUGUGAUCGAUAAAAUGAUCGAGGUCUGCGGGCUGGGAGAAACUCUGCAUCUCACCAUACGCUCCCUCCAAAACGUCGGGAAGGGCAGUCUGGACGGAUUCCUAAGGAAGACCUGUAGAAGAGCUGUGUUUCUGCAUGACCUGAAAUUAGCUUUCAACCGGCGUUAUUACAAUCUCUACGAAGGCCGAUGUCGUCCAGGUCAGCAGCGCUACAUCAGCGACGUCUACGUCGAACCCGUGACAGUCAUCAGAGGCAGCAGGGAGCCCAUCAACCAAGAGAAUGAGGUCAAACGGAUACCAUAUACGAUCGAGGAGACCCGAAUCAGGGCCGCCGACAUCUUUCGGCCCCUUCCUCACGAACAGAAACCCAUCCGUACGGUCAUGAUGACGGGAAUUCCCGCCUGCGGUCUAACAGUGGCUAUUAAUAAGUUCAUCAUUGAUUGGAUGGAGGAAAAAAACAAUCAGGAUUUUCAAUUCGUGUUUCCGUUGCCGGCGAAGGAGUUGCAUCUCGGGAAAGAUGGAAAUCAGAGCUUGCUAGAGCUGCUCAGCAGUUUUUUCGCAGAAGCCGACGACAUUAAGUUCAUCGAGAAGCCCGAUUGCUUAAGUCUCUUCGUUAUUAACGCUCUUGAGUGUUGCCAACAAAACCUGGACUUCAAAAACAACGAAAUUAUCACAAGUGCCAGGACGAAAGCGCCGUUAGACACUCUUCUCACCAGCUUAAUAAAAGGCACGUUGCUUCCGAACGCCCGGGUUUGGAUCACCAGCCACGUCACUGCCACCCACCGAGUUCCUCCGCAUCUAAUCGACAGAUAUGUAGAGUUAAGAGGAUUCACGGAUGAGAAGAAGGAAGAGUACUUCACCAAGAGAACCACCGACCCUGAGCUCGGGAGGAAGGUUUAUAACCACAUGAAGCGCUCCAAAGCCCUUGAGAUCAUCUGCCACAUUCCUCUCUUCAGCUGGAUGGUGGCGUUCAUCUUCGAACGAGGGUUUCGAGAUCCCGAGUACGGCAAACACCCACCUGGCAUCACGGCGUUUUAUUCGCAGUACAUCAUCGUGCAGAUGAACCGCUCGUUCGAGAAGUACCGCGGCUGCAGCGUCGAGGCCCAGAAUUGGAAGGAUGAAGAUAAGAUGUUUAUUGAGAUGAUGGGGAAAAUGUCAUAUCGGAUGCUUCUAGAUGGACGGGACUGGUUUAAGGUGGAGGAUCUGACCUCUGUUAACCUGACAUAUGAAGAUUUGAGGACUCGGGAUGAAUUAACCACCGAGGUCAAACGAAGAAACGAAGACUUGCGCACGUGGGUCUUCAAGUUUGUUCACUUUACUAUUCAGGAAUACAUGGCCGCGAUGUAUGUGUACGUGGCGUUUAGAAAACACGGGAAAAAUGUGAUCGAACCAAGCAGAAUGUCUUGGUUUCAGGGCGCGAACAAGGAUCGGCCUAUGAUCGAGCUCUUCCGUCCUGCGGUCGACCGCGCGCUGGCGUCUCCGACCGGUCAUCUGGACAUGUUCCUGCGGUUCCUGAUCGGAUUGGUGACUCCAGGAACUGAGGAUAACCUGCGCGGAUACCUGCUCAAUCACUACCACCCCAAACCAAAGGCACCGAGGAUGUGGUCAAAUACAUCAACAAAAAAAUGAGAGAAAACCUUCAUCCAGACAGGAGAAGAAAUCUAGAGUUGUGUCUGGUGGAGCUUGAGGAAGGCAAAGAGGGAAGAUGAGAAGAAACCAAGCAAAGCAGUGUUCAAUCUAUUCGGUGGGACUGUGGAACACUAAACUAAACGCAGCGUCCCGCAGGAGCGACUCCUUUAAAGAGAUGGUUCACCCUGUCAUUAUUUACACUAGGGUUGUCACGAUACCAUAAACACAUACUAUACCAGCUGAAGUAUCAGGAUGCCAAGUAGUAUCCCCAUACCAUGCUAACUGAGAGAUAUAUGCAUAUUAUAUAAGGCUGGUUUCACACCGCAUGUAUAAGCAGCGCAUAUUUUUUAACAGAGUAGAACAAUUAAAGCCAUAAUGCAUUGUUCAUGUUCAAAAUAGACACGAGUAAACUCGAAAAAAUAACAAAUUUCACCAUAAAAUCAAAUAAGUGAGCUGUUUGAAUUUCAGUAUUUUGGAGCCUUAGUAUUGUGAUACUCUCAUAGUGCAACCCUAAUUUACACUACUGGUCAAAAGUUUGGAUUAAAUAUGAUUUUUAAUGCUUUUGAAAAGUCUCUUCUGCUCACCUCAAAUAAAAAAAAACAUAUUAUUGUUUCAAUUUAAAAUAGCUGUUUUCUAUUUGAAUAUAUUUUCAGAUGUAAUUUAUUGCUGUGAUCAAAGCUGAAUUUUCAGCAUCAUUCCUCCAGAGGCACGUGAUCCUUCAGAAAUCAUUCUUAAAUGCUGAUUUGCCACUCGUUAAACAUUUCCGGAGUGUUUCCCAAAAGCAUCGUUAGCGAACCGUGAUCGCAAGUUCCGUUGAACUCUAUUGGUAACGUCAGAACUUGCGACCGUAGUUGCUUUUGGGAAACGCACCCCUGAUUAUCAUCAGUGUUGAAAACAGUCGUGCUGCCAAAUGUUUCUGUGAAAACUGUAAUAAACUGCCGUUCAUGAAAGAAAUGAACACUUUUAUUCAACAAGAACAAAAGUGAGAGUGAAGACGCUCGUUUCCAUUCAAAAUGAUCAUUUUCUAAAAAUAUUUUGCAGUAAAAAAAAAUGUGAACAUUGACACUAACAUUAACACAACUGAUAAUAACAGCAGCAGAUCAGCAUAUUAGAAUGAUUUAAAAAGUUAUUUUGAAUUGUAAUAAUAUUUCACAGUAUUAUUGCUUUUACUGUAUUCUUCAUCAAAUAAAUGGAGCCUUGGUGAGCAGAAGACACUUUAAAAACAUCAUAAAAUCUGAAUUUAUUCCAAACUUUCGACCGGUAGUGUACAUCAUUGACAUCUUCAGUCACCACUGCUGCUUUGAUUGAUUCAUUUUUGUUUUUAUGAGAUAAAAAUCCAUUGAUGUGUAAAUUAUAAAUUGGGUGAGCUGUUCCUUUAGCACUUUUUGUUGCUGUGAGCCGAGAACAUCGGUUUGCUCGUUUGAGUCAGUAUGAUGAUGUGUUUGCUUCAGGCUUUGUUCAGCUGAAGAGAAUGAGAAUAGGCAAGUAUAGCACUAAUAGAUAAUAUCAUUAAAGUGUGCACAAUUCUUUCAAGCGGCGGAAGAACUGGAAGUGCACUUCAUUAACAAUCACAGGUUUCCAGAAUUUAAAAAAAAUAAUAAGCAUUCAGAGAGUAAGCAGUAACAUGAAUAGCCAGACUAUAAUCUUGACAGAGCAGCACGUUAUGAUGUUUUUAUUCAUUUUUCUGUGCAGAUGUGAGCAGACAUUGUUUUCCAGGUAAUCACAGAAUAUUGAUUUUUUUUUUUUUUUUUGCUUGUGGCAUUUGCUUCGGAUUUACUCUUCAGUAAGAAAUCACCUAGUUACUCAUUCACACAUUUGAAUUAAUGUUCAAUUUGGUCCUGUCUGCUCAUAUACACUGACAGUUGAUGGAUUUAAGGAGAAAUAGUGUUUAAUUAGCCAUUUCUUUUAUUGUUAGGGAAAGAGGAGUGUUGGUUACAAAACUGAAGGGUUGCUGAUUUAUGCAUAAUCUUCACCACUGUGUCCUUAAAAAAACAUUUACAAUAAAACAUGUCUUUUAUAGUG
This is a messenger RNA of Cyprinus carpio (common carp), 4579 nucleotides long. RefSeq names its product NLR family CARD domain-containing protein 3-like. NCBI's taxonomy places the organism in Eukaryota, Metazoa, Chordata, Actinopteri, Cypriniformes, Cyprinidae. The record is from RefSeq and is a predicted model, not a curated record.